UCGGGGGUUUGGGAGAAGGGGGCGAUUCGGAGGCGAAGCGGCGGAUGGAUGGUUUGGAAGGGGAAUCCGAAGCAAGGAGUAAACAAGAUACACACCUCUCUCCCCGCCUUCCUUUCCCACGCCUGCCAGAUCAAAGGGAGAGCUUGUUAGCUGAUCUUCGCUGGGGCCACACCGCGUGCUCUUGUGGAAAACAGAACCUCCACCUACAGGAGCUGGAUUCGGAAACCAAAAUGGAGGAACAGGAACCUGCAGGACCUGAGCCACGGGAGACUUUGGAGGGGGGAGCCCGAGACCUUCACGUCGUUCAGGUCGGGGCCACUGGGGAGUUGAUGGAAGGGGCCACGCCUCAGCAGUUUAAACGGGAACCGGAGGACCAUUGUUGGGAGUCCCAGUUGCAGGACUUCUUGAAGGCGAUGCAGCCCUCCCGUUCGGGGUGGAGGAACCCCCAACCACCUCAGUAUUCACUGGGAGAAGACACCAAGUAUUUCCAGACCUCCUUCAAGGGAGGGGCUGAAGGUGGCCGGUGGCCUAAGGUCGAGUGCAUGGACCAGAGCCCACCGGGCCUCAGUGGAGACAACAGCAAGGUCUACGAGAGCAGCCGAGAGUCACCGGUGAAAGUGAAGGAGGAGGUUCUGGACGAGGAUCUGGUCAAUGUUGAGAUGAGACGGCAGCGCUUCCGCCUCUUCUGCUAUGAGGAGGCCGAGGGGCCCCGAGAGGUUUGCAACAAGCUCUGGGAACUUUGCCACCAGUGGCUGCGGCCGGAGAAUCACAGCAAGGAGCAGAUCCUGGAAUUCCUGAUCUUGGAGCAGUUUCUGACUGUCCUGCCUCCGGAAAUGCAGAGCUGGGUCAGGGACCAGGGCCCCGAGACUUGCACCCGAGCCGUAGCCCUGGCAGAGCGGUACCUGCAAGAGUCUGAGGAACCCGAACAUAAGCUGUCAGGCUCCUUGGAGAAGCCAUUUAACUCUCCCAUGUCAGAUCAUUCGCCAGCUGCUGUCCUGAAGAUGCAGCUCCCCUUGGAGGAAAAGCAGGAGGAUGACUGGGAGGCCACCUUGUCUGGCAACGAGCAAGUGCAAGAUGAUGAUGACGAGGAGUCAUCCUUUCAGGCCGACCGGCCUGAUCAAGUGGGUAUUGGUGGGGCAUCGCUGGAAAGAGCCAAAGGGAAAGGUUUCCAGGGCCUUGAGAUGGACGGGAAGAGUGAAAGUCGCCAGGGGCCAGAAGGUCACCAGGAAAGCCCUCCUGGGAAGGCCGCCAAGCUUUCUGAGGAAGGCGAGAGGGGCUUACGGGAAGGUUCCUCCCAGGAGGGAACCCACAGGCACGCUGACUCGGGGGAAAGCUCCUGCCAGAGCUUUGGCCAUCAGGAAAUGCAGCCAAUUGAGAAGCCCCACAAAUGCUCCUUUUGUGGGGCAAGCUUCUACGAGAGAACCCACUUGGUGAUCCAUGAGAGGAUCCACACCGGGGAGAAGCCCUACAAGUGCUCGGUGUGCGAGACCUGGUUCUCUCACCCCUCUGAGCUCAUGAGGCAUGAGGAAACCCACAUGCCCGAGAAGCCUCACAAAUGUGCGGUCUGCGGGAAGAGCUUCAAUCAGAAAGCCUCCCUGAUCACCCACGAGAGGACCCACACAGGGGAGAAGCCGUACGAGUGCUCCGAGUGCGGGAAGAGCUUCAGCACCAGCUCCCAGCUCAUCACGCACAAGAGGGUCCACACAGGGGAGAAGCCCUACAGCUGCUCGUACUGCGGCAAGAACUUUAACCAGAAAGCCUCCCUCAUCACACACAAGAGGACCCACACGGGAGAGAAGCCCUACGAGUGCACGCUGUGCGGGAAGAGCUUCAGCGCUUGCUCGCAAAUCAUCAAUCACAUCCGGGUGCACACCGGAGAGAAGCCCUACGAGUGCUUGGAGUGCGGGAAGCGCUUCGGGAGCAGCUCCCACCUCACCGACCACAAGAGGACCCACACGGGCGAGAAGCCGUACAAGUGCCCCGACUGUGGCAAGAACUUCAGCCGGAGCUCCAACCUGACGGCGCACAGCCGGAUCCACACGGGAGAGAAGCCAUAUAUAUGCUCAGGGUGCGGCAAGAGCUUCCGGCAGAAAGCGUCCCUCAUCACACACAAGAGAACCCACACGGGAGAGAAGCCUUUCGAGUGCUCCGAGUGCGGCAAGAGCUUCAUCUCGAGCUCUCGCCUCGUCAGCCAUAAGCGGGUACACACGGGGGAGAAGCCCUACGAGUGCUUGGAGUGCGGGAAGUGCUUCAUUUCCAGCUCCCACCUCCUAAGUCACAAGAGGGUCCACACGGGAGAGGAGCCAUAUAAAUGCGCACCCCGGGCAGAGAAUGACGUCUGGCUCCUGAAGAUGGUGAGCCAAAGUUGCCGCGAGGGACGUUGUGUGCUCCGAGGGCAGGUCAGGAGAAUGGGCUGCUCGGGAAGCACGAGGAGCAAGGGUCUCCGGGUUGGGCGCCUUGCCUGCCCUUCCCGGGCUUCGCAGAGCGCUGUAGAGCUGCUGGCUGGGCGCGCAUUACUUGGCUCAUGCUCCUUGCAGCCCUGCGAGGGGCUUAUGACAUUCAAAGAGGUGGCCGUGUGUUUCACCGAGGAGGAAUGGGUUCUGCUAGAUCCAGGCCAAAGGGCUCUCUACUGGGAAGUCAUGGCAGAGAACUAUGGAAUGAUAGCCUCCCUGGUCCAGGAGCUGCAGCCAGGAAUGAAUGUGGAAGCAUGGGAGUUGGCAGCAGCCCAUGAACCUGGGGAGAGAAUGGAAAGAGGAGAAAAGGAGACUCCUGCUGUCCAACUUGGGACUGAGAGACAAUUUAUGAGUGGGGCAAAUCUGCCUCAGGCCAAGCAGACUUCUGGGUCCCAGCUGGAAUGGGAAGACCAGCUCCUGAACUUCUUGAAGACAGCAGCAUCUCCUCCCUCUGGGGUUCCCUGCUGCCAGUCCUCGUUGGUGUCUGAUAUAAGGGAAUCCCAGGCUUCUUUGAAGGGUGUCAUGAACCACAGCCAUGGACAUAGUGGAGAAGGCGCUGAUCACACCCUGCCAGGCCUUGGCUCUGAAACACCAGGAAGCCCAAAGUAUUUUGUGAAAGUGAAAGAAGAGGUUUUGUCUGAGGAGGAGAGUGUUGGUGUGGAGAUGGAAGGGAGGCCAGAAGGAAAAGCGUUGAGGCCUGCGGGAGAUGAUAAUGCCUCCUUGUUGGAGCAGGACCUGACGGACUCGGUGAAGAUGCGAGAGGAUGAUCUCUUGGGAAACGGCAACGGAGCGCUCAAGUCUGAGGAGACCUUUUGGCAAGGAACACCUAAGCAAAUGAGCCACAGUAGGACACCCCUGGAAAUCGCCAUGGGGGAAUGUUUUUGGGGUCCCAAAGUAGAGGAGAAUCCCGAGACUCGGCAGCGUGUUGGCAGCUUCCAAGAGAGCAAGCCUAACCUGCUGCUUUGUGGGGAAGGUGCUAAAAAUGUACCCAGGAGGACCUUCCCUGAGAACCUCCUGAGCACUGAGGGGAGGAAAGGAGGCCAAGAGAAUGGGAUCAGGCUCCAUCGGAAUGCUCCUCUUCCAGAAGACCGGACAGUGCCACUGGAAGCGGAGAAAGUGUAUAAGUGCUCCUAUUGUGGGAAGUCUUUCGGCGAUAGUUUGGACUUGGUUGCCCAUGAGAGGGCCCACAUCGGUGAGAAGAUCUACAAGUGUCCGCAUUGCGAGAAACGGUUCUCUCAUCGGAUCGACCUCCUGACGCACAAGAAGAACCACCAGGGAGAGAAGCCACACCGGUGCGAUUCGGACUGCGUGAAGUGCUUCCAGCAGCGAGCUUUCCUGAAGGUGCACCAGAGGGCCCACUCCGGGGAGAAAGCCUGCCAGUGCUCCGUGUGCGGGGAGAGCUUCAGCUGGAAGUCCAACCUCAUCAGGCACCGUAGGACCCACACGGGAGAGAAGCCCUAUCACUGCGCCGAAUGCGGGAAAAGCUACACGCGUAAAACCGCCCUGAAUAGACACAAGAAGAUUCAUGCUGGGGAGAGACCCUGCGACAGCAGUGCUCCGAGCAUAGGGCCAGCUUCAGUGUGGGUUCUCCUGGUGUAAGAGUUGGCAGAAGAGGUGACCCAACUAUGGUUUACCCUCAGCCAGUGCCUACCUCACCUGCCACCAAUCUGGGGAGUGGCCCAGCUGGUUGGCAUCCUCCAGAGUCUUAGGGUAGAGUCUUGUAGAGCUCAGCAGGAAGGAAGGCGGGGGGGGGGGGGCUAGCAUCAGUUGGAUCUGCCUGUCAUUGACUCUCUGGUUCCACCUACUGUUCCACCCUACCUUCCACCUCAUUAAUGCCAAUGGAAACAAGCCACCACUGAUACAGAGACAGAGAAAAAAACAGAAGUGUUUCACAACUGUGGCAAGCAUCUUCCGGAUUCCACAUGGGUUGACGAAUUGCUGAACAUUGUGCAUGGAAGAGCUUUCUGGGCAGUGUUUUUUAAAACCACAUACACAGCACAGGAGCAGUGGCAAGUGGUCCCGAGCGCAUAGCCUGCCUUAUGCACAUAGAUGGGUGUGGUGAGAGACUGGCCUGCACCUUUUCAAACGGAAGGUGCAAGACCUGCCAUUUUUAAUUUUCCAGAUUUAUUUUUAAUUUUUUUAAAUGAGAACCCCCUGGGCAAGUAAAAAUCUAGCACAUCAGGAAGAAUGGUUCUAGUCCAGCUUGCUCCCUGAUGCACUAGGUUUUUAUGUGCAGGGACUUUUUAACAUGGAGGAACAUUCUGAAAACUGGUUCUUCCUUGCCACAGUCGGCAGUGAUACAAUGCACUCUAUGCUGCCUCUAGACUCCGCCGCCUUUCAUGGUUGUAUACAAGCAACUCCCUGUUUGUGUGGGAGUUGCGUUCCUCGUUCCCAUGUGCAUCAGUGUGUAAGUCUGCUCCGCCCCCAUUCCAUCCCCUUUUCAGUGCUGGAAACUGCAUGCAUGUCAGUGGUCACACAUGUGCCGAUCACACGCAAAUUGGGAGUUGCCUAUAUAUAAGGCCAGGUGCCAAACUAAAGUUUCAGAGUUCAGGCCUAUGAAAAUGGAUUUCCCUCUUCUGCACCACUUUUCGUUCACAUCCAAAAAGCCACACUUGAAAUAAUAUUGUAGGGAUGCUCUCCUUUCUAGGAGGCUUCAGGGAGUGCAGGGUGUCAUGCGAAGGGAGGAAAACACUACUAUUAUUAUUUUAUUUUUAAAGAAAUAGCAAGAUCUUGGAGACUAGAGCUCGGAUUAUGAACAGGGCAGGCAUCUCAGCAAAAGUUAUGGUGCCCUCCCCCCCUCACGAACCUAGCUUCCAUCAGAAGUAUUGGAGCAGGGAUUGGGGAGCUCUUUGCCUUACAGAUACAGCCAGACUCCCAGCUCCUAUCAUCCUUGACCAUUAGCUAUCCUGGCUGGCUGGGGCUAAUGGAAGCUGGAGGGGCCACACGUUCUGCAUCCGUGCUGCUCUUACGAGACAUUGUGAAUGUGGAUAGGCCUUUCACACUAGCACACUAGUCCCCUAGGGAAUCUAGUGCAGUUUUCCGUAAAGGUAAACUUGGCUCAAGGCUUUUUCACCUUUAUAAACUCUGCACUAGGAAGAUAGUGCCACGUGGGCUUUUGUUUUGGGGUGAUGUGUGAAAUUUGAAAAGAAAACACCUCUUUCAUAAGGGUAGAUGCUCAAGAAUUUGUUCUCAUUUAAAACAAUGCUGCCAAUGUACAGUUAUACCUUGGUUUUCAAACGCCUUGGGAGAUGAACGUUUUGGCUCCUGAACGAUUGAAAACUGGAAGUGAUUGUUCUGGUUUUUGAACGUUCUUUGGAACCCGAACGUCCAAUGCGACUUCCACGGCUUCUGCCUGCAGCCAAUCAGAAGCCACGCCUUGGUUCCCGAACGUUUUGGAAGUCAAACGGACUUCUGGAAUGUAUUCCAUUUGACUUCCAAGGUACCACUGUAUGAGCAUUUGAAAAACUCCUCUCCAUUAAUUAAGGUUUCAUUAGGUUUUCUAUUAAUACAUACAGCGGGGAAAGAAAGCUCAUUUAUUUGUUUGGGUAUCCCAUUGUGCUCUUUGGUUAGGCAAGGGAGAGAAGUCCAUGGCCCUCAAGAUGUUGCUGGACUUCAACUCCCAUCACCCACAGCCAUGAUGGUUAAUGGUCAGGGAUGAUGGGAGUUGUAGUUCAGCAGCACCUGGAGGACCACAGGUUCCGUAUCCCUCCUUUAGCAAUAUCUCCAUGCUUCUCCUGUACUUAAAAAAAAUAAUUUUGAAUAUGCUGCAUAAAAAACCUGUACAGUGGUACCUCCGAUUGCAAAUGGGAUCUGUUCUGGGGGUCCUACCGCAUCCCAAGGAAUUCGUAACCAGAGGAUUGUUUCUGCGCAUGCGCACAGCAUGGUUUAGCACUUCUGCACAUGCACACGCAGUGAAACCCAGAAAAAUACUUCCGGAUUUGCCGCGUUCACAUCCUGCAGUUUACUUAUCCAGAGGGAUACGUAAGCAGAGGUACGACUGUACAGUAUAAAUUUUAUUUUCAACUGCUGUUAACUUACUAAGAGUUGAUGGGUGGAAUUAGCUGGAAGUGUGAAUGAGUAAUAAAUUUUGUAUAUAAUGCAUGCUUGCGAUUUCUUGGCUUUUUCGUCUUCUCUCACUCAGUGUUUCAAGAUGUGUACCAUGCACAUGGUUCCUGUCAAUUCCACACACGCAGGACUGGACCAUCCACUGUCAGGGCUGCGGGCCUAUUUUGCCCUCAUCCUAACAUCUGUUAGGACCAUCUGUUCCUCCUCAGAAAUGAGUAGCAGCCUGUGAGGAACGGCAAGUCUGACUUAAAAAUGAGCCCUAAAGCCCUUCUUUCCAAGACAUAAAACUCCCAUUUCGCCCCAGCCUCAAGCGGUGUUUUGGAGUAAGGGGUGUAUGAGUGGCUCCUGAGUCAGCAUCCGAAAAAGACACAUGUCCCCCUUCAUAGUCCAGAGUCACCUGGAUUCUCUUGGGCUUCUCAGGGAAAGAGGAAAGUCAUCAGGGGAAGUGCAGGCCCAGUACUCAUCCAGAGCCCAGAGCCCGCCCUCAGGACUGAAGGGAAAGCGGCCCUUUCUCCCCAUAGACUUCCUGGCGAUCCCCACAGCCCAUUCUCCCUCACUUCCCACAGUGACCUCCCAGAAAUGUCUGCCUGAUGUGAAUUCCUCAUGUCCCAGCACACAAUGCCGGUUGUUGAAUCUCUCAGGAUUAUCGGGCACAUCUUGCUUUAUGUCUGCCAAUCUCACGCUUUUCUGACCCUUGGACAAGAUGAGGCAGGGGUGGGCUGUGUCUGGAUCCAGAGUGACAUUUGCUGUUGGGGGAAGAUGAAGAAAAAAGAGGCAAAAUCAGCUGGGAGACAGAAACUGACAUUUAAUGGGGCAGGUUUGUGCGUGUUUUAACCUGGAACACGACGCCUGCAAAAAUUGAGAUUUGCCAUAUGAAUAACAUAAAUGUCAUUUUAAGGCUAAUAACUUAUUAAGGGUUCCAAAGUCUGCAGAAAAGAUUGUACAACCCCAAUGAAAUGCCAAUCCCCACCCCUCCUGUGAAUUUGGGUCACCAUUGAAAAUUUACCUUUCUGAAACUUGUCUGAAUAACAUAGCAUCUGAGAAGGAAAAAAGAUCAGUAGAACAAAUGAUUAGGAACUUAGGAAAAACCAGUUAAAGAAAACUGUAAAACUCAGAAAUGGUAAACAAAACU
Messenger RNA from Zootoca vivipara (common lizard), 7650 nucleotides. RefSeq lists its product as uncharacterized. Lineage: Eukaryota; Metazoa; Chordata; Lepidosauria; Squamata; Lacertidae. Gene Ontology annotation, biological process: regulation of DNA-templated transcription. The record is from RefSeq and is a predicted model, not a curated record.